AUUAUGCUUACUUAAAAUACAAUAAGUUUAAACUCAAACCUCUCUCUGUCUCUUUAAAACCCAUUGCCUUCACAACACUUUCCUCUCCCUCUCACUCUCACUCUCACUCCCAACUUGCAUACAGCCAAAGAAUAAGCUGUAACUCAAACAGACUACACAGUUUUUUCUGAUAGCUAAAAAAAAAGUCUAUAUAUAGUUGGUUUUAGAUGAAAAAAAGCUUUGAUCUUGGAAAUUUGUGGGUGGUGGUCUAAAAAAGGAUGCCAAACCAGCUAUGGUUUGCACUGCUAAUGAAUUAUCAGCAUGGACAGAUUUUCCAAAGGGCCUUAGAGUUCUUGUUCUUGAGGAAGAUGCCAUUUCUGGUGAAGAGAUAAAAUCAAAACUUGAAGCAAUGGAUUAUAUUGUUUCUUUAUUCUGCAACGAGAGUGAAGCUUUAUCAGCAGUUUCAGACAAAGCUGAAAGUUUCCAUGUUGCUAUUGUAGAGGUGAGUGUAAGCAAUAGCAAUGGGAGCUUCAGAUUCCUCGAAACUGCCAAGGACUUGCCUAUCAUCAUGACUUCAAACAUUCAUUGCCUGAGCACCAUGAUGAAGUGCAUAGCACUUGGUGCUGUUGAGUUCCUUCGGAAGCCUCUUUCGGAAGACAAACUGAGGAAUAUAUGGCAACAUGUGGUUCAUAAGGCAUUUAAUGCAGGAGGAAAUGCCUUCUCUGAAUCCCUGAAGCCUGUUAAAGAUUCUGUUGCUUCCAUGGUGAAGCUUAAAGUGGAAACUGAAAUACCUAAAAAUGAAAACUCAGAGAGAAUAUAUAAUGUAUCUCUGGCUGAUGAAAUUGAUUACGAGCAGUCACCACAUAGUGAUAAAUAUCCAGCUCCUCUAACCCCACAAUUAAAACAAGGAGCACGGUUACUUGAUGAUGGGGAUUGCCAAGAACAUACUAAUUUCUCAACAGAAAAGGAGAGCGGAGAGCAAGAAGGGGAAUGUAAAUCUGUCGAAACUACUAGUGCAACGACCGACGUAACAUUUCAGGUUGACCAUCCUCAGAGUUUAAGUGAGACUAUAAUCAAAGAAGAGGAUGACUCAGUCGACGGUGUUAAGAGUGUGGAUAACAUAUCGGAUCAUCCACAAAAUAAAGGAAGUUCCAUAAAACUUGAUGGCAAGGCCGAAAACGCAAAUAAAGCUUCUGGUCUUCAUAAUUCCUUUGGAACUAGAGGGAGCCGGAAGAAAAUCAAGGUAGACUGGACGCCUGAGCUGCACAAAAAAUUUGUGCAGGCAGUGGAGCAACUUGGAGUAGAUCAAGCCAUUCCAUCACGUAUACUCGAAGUGAUGAAAGUGGAUGGCUUGACUAGGCAUAAUGUAGCAAGUCAUCUCCAGAAAUAUCGUAUGCAUAAGAGGCAUAUUCUGCCCAAGGAAGAUGAUCGGAGGUGGCCCCAACAACGAGAUCAAAUACAAAGGAACUAUUAUCAACAUAAACCUUUGAUGGCAUACCCUCCAUAUCACGUGAAUCCUGCUUUCCCGAUGAGUUCAGUUUAUCCUAUGUGGGGUGCAACUGGUAGUCACCCUCCUGGUGUGCAAAUGUGGGGUUCACCUGGCUAUCCGCCAUGGCCACCUGCAGAAAGUUGGCAUUGGAAGCCUUAUCCAGGGAUACAUUCACAUGCAGAUGCAUGGGGUUGCCCUGUGAUGCCACCAACUAAUAAUCCCUAUCAUUUGUCACCUCAAAAUGCUGCCGGGUUUUACAAUGCUGGCGUGGUUGAUUAUAGCUGCAGUUCACCGCAAAAUUCUUUUGACCAUCUGGCAGAGGAAGUAAUUGACAAGGUAGUGAAAGAAGCAAUAAACAAGCCAUGGUUACCAUUACCAUUAGGGCUAAAACCUCCUUCAACUGAUAGUGUUUUAGAUGAACUUUCUAGGCAAGGCAUUUCUACAGUUCCUCCUCACAUCAAUGCCUUAACUUCAUUAUGAGUUUCACUUAGUCACCAUGGUCAUGACUAAUCAAAUGACAGACAGACAGGGAGACAUGAACCAAUCAGAUAGCCAUGAUCUGUGACUAUCAUUAAAAUAAUGGUGGGGACUGUAUACCAAGCAGAAGAAGACACAAAGAUGAUCUGUUCCUCUUGUGAUUUGCUGGGAGGGUGGGAUUUGAUGUACAGCCAACAUGCAUGGUUAACAACGGAUACACGUAGGUUGGUUCUUGACCUCAUGUUAAAUUUGUGGUUGUAAAUACAUCAUAACCAAGGGAGCAAACAUUAUUGGUAGAGAGAAGGUUCCGCGAUAAAGGUUCAUUUCGCCCCUUUAAUUUGAAUCAAAAGAUCAAAAGAGUUUUAAGUUUGUAGUUUUAGACAAAAGAACCAUUGCUCGAGUCAUUUUUCUAGCGUCAUUCGUAAUGAUCAAAGGGAUUAAAUGAUGUAAAAACGACAAAUUGCGGGUGUUUUUGUUCUAAACCACAAACUUCGACUUUUUUGAUCUUUUUGUCCAAAGGGGUAUAAUAAACAAACCUUUUUCAGUUGUACAAACUUGUUUAUCAAUUAGAUCUAAAUUCAUUCA
Mercurialis annua (annual mercury) is the source of this 2530-nucleotide messenger RNA. Its product is annotated as two-component response regulator-like APRR2. The transcript has 12 exons. The coding region runs from base 272 to 1948 and encodes 558 amino acids. Gene Ontology annotation, cellular component: nucleus. NCBI's taxonomy places the organism in Eukaryota, Viridiplantae, Streptophyta, Magnoliopsida, Malpighiales, Euphorbiaceae. Gene Ontology annotation, biological process: phosphorelay signal transduction system; positive regulation of DNA-templated transcription. Gene Ontology annotation, molecular function: transcription cis-regulatory region binding; DNA-binding transcription factor activity. The record is from RefSeq and is a predicted model, not a curated record.